AUGGCACCCGUCUCGCCGACCGUCGUGGUUCCGGACCAUCACGGGUUGCGCUAUUCACCCUAUGCAUUCCCAGAAGCGUCAAAGCUGACCGCUUCGAAUGCAGACGCUUCCUUGGACUAUAUUGCGGCGCUGCUCGAGACGCUCGUCUACGCAGCGCCUGCGUCGCGCCUCCCAGCGCGGAGCCAUCUUGCGCCGAACAGCCAGAGCGACAAAGUGUACCCGAUAUCGCUUGAUUUGCCUGCGCUCGAUCCGAAUUCCAAAGUCGAUGCGAUCCAGCAAAUGAUUGCCUCGCUCACACACAAACUCUGGGACGCGGAGGACCACGUCGACGCGGCGCAGUCGCCUGCGCGCCUGUCGCGCAUCCGUACCGAGAGCCGCGAGCUGAGCAACUCGCGCGUUGACCGCCGCAGCCUACCGUACCCCCUGUCCAAGGCGCAUCCUUUGAGCUCCGAGUAUCCUCUGAGCUUCCCGAUGGGCAUGGAGAACAACGAGCCGGUGAUUCUCUCGUGUCGCUCGCCUACCUCCCAUCCACAAUCGCCCAAGGACAAAGCAAGCGAUGAGAAUGUCACGCGCGCUGCAGCCAAGGCAGUCGGCGGCAAGCAGGUCGCGCCAGGCAUCGGCGAGGGCGGCUCGCUGCCUACGUCGCCCAGCUACAUUGCGAGCGAAAUUGACCCAAUGGAGAUGCUCGAGCGCUUCAACGAAGAGAGCGGCAUGAGCGCAGAAGAGGAAUUGCAUCUCCUCAAGGCACAGGUGCAGGACAUUGCACGCGUGUGUAAAGCCGUGGCGCUCGGCGACCUGUCGCAACAUAUCAUGGUGCCUGUGCAGGGGCAGGUCAUGGUCGAGCUCAAGGAGAUUAUCAACCAGAUGGUCGACCGUCUGAGCAACUUUGCGAGCGAAGUCACACGUGUCUCGCUCGAAGUCGGUACGCAGGGCAAGCUAGGAGGCCAGGCCGGCGUCGAGGGCGUCGAAGGCACCUGGAAAGAGCUCAAGGACGUCGUCAACCGUCUCGCCGAAAACCUCACGAACCAAGUGCGCGGUGUCGCGCUCGUCACCAAGGCCGUCGCGCGCGGCGAUCUCUCUAAAAAGAUCGACGUCCAGGCCGACGGCGAGAUUCUCGAGCUGAAGGUCACUAUCAACGUCAUGGUGGACCAGCUGCGCCACUUUGCAAACGAGGUCACCCGUGUCUCGCGCGAGGUCGGCUCGCAGGGUCGCCUGGGUGGCCAGGCGCACGUUCCCGGCGUCCAGGGCGUGUGGAAGGAGCUGACGGACAAUGUGAACCGCAUGUGUCUGAACCUCACCGAGCAGGUGCGCUCGAUCGGUAUCGUGACGACCGCCGUCGCCAAGGGUGACCUGACCAAGACGAUCGAGAUUGAGGCCGAGGGUGAGAUGGCGCAGCUCAAGGAUACGACGAACAGCAUGGUAAGCCAACUGCGUGUGUUUGCCAGUGAAGUCGUGCGUAUGUCGAUGGAGGUCGGUACCUAUGGCCGCCUGGGUGGCCAGGCGCACGUCCCGAACGUCGAGGGUAUCUGGAAGGACUUGACCAAGAGCGUCAACAAGAUGGCCGACAACCUCACGUCGCAAGUACGCGAGAUUGCGCGUGUGACCAAGUGUGUCGCCGAAGGCGUUCUCACCGAAUUCAUCACGGUCGAUGUCAAGGGCGAGAUUCUCGAGCUGAAAAACACGGUAAACAACAUGGUUCGGCAGCUCAAGACACUCUCAGACGAGAUCAUUCGUGUGUCCGUCGAAGUAGGCACCGAAGGUCGCCUGGGUGGCCAGGCGAACGUCGCCGACGUCAAGGGGCAGUGGCAGGUGCUCACUGAGCGGGUGAACAUGAUGGCCAGCAACCUCACGACGCAGGUGCGUUCCAUCGCGACGGUCAACACGGCCGUGGCGCGGGGCGACCUGAGCAAGACGAUCAACGUCGAGGUCCGCGGAGAGUUCCUCGACCUAAAGCUCACGGUCAACAACAUGGUAGAGUCCUUGCGUACGUUCUCGACCGAGGUAACGCGUGUCGCUACCGAGGUCGGCACCGAGGGACGCCUCGGCGGCCGCGCCACUGUGCUCGGCGUCGGCGGCACGUGGAAGGACCUCACCGACUCGGUGAACACCAUGGCAGCGAACCUUACGCUGCAGGUGCGUGCCAUUGCACACGCCACGACGGCCGUCGCGCGGGGUGACCUCACGCAAAAGGUCACCAUCUCGGUCUCGGGUGAGAUUCUCGACCUGGUCAACACGAUCAACAACAUGAUUGACCAGCUGUCCUUCUUCGCCUCCGAAGUGACGCGUGUCGCGCGUGAGGUGGGUACCGAAGGUAAGCUGGGUGUGCAGGCCCAAAAGAAGGACAUCAAGGGCAAGUGGGCAGAGAUCACCGACAAUGUCAACAUCAUGGCCAACAACCUCACGUCGCAGGUGCGUGCCUUUGCCCAGAUCACGGCUGCAGCGACCGACGGUGACUUUACGCGCUUCGUCACAGUCGAAGCAAGUGGUGAGAUGGACUCGCUCAAGACCAAGAUCAACCAGAUGGUGUACAGCCUGCGCGACUCGAUCCAGAAGAACACGGCUGCGCGUGAAGCCGCCGAGCUAGCCAACCGCUCCAAGUCCGAGUUCCUGGCCAACAUGUCGCACGAGAUCCGUACGCCGAUGAACGGUAUCAUUGGAAUGACCUCGCUCACGCUCGAGACGGACCUGUCGCGCAGCCAGCGUGAGAACCUCGUCACCGUGUCGACGCUCGCGGGCAAUCUGCUGGCCAUCAUCGACGACAUUCUGGAUAUCUCCAAGAUCGAGGCGGGCCGCAUGAAUGUGGAAGAAAUCCCCUUCAGCCUGCGCGGCAUUGUCUUUUCCGUGCUCAAGACGCUGUCGGUGCGCGCCGCGCAGAAAAAGCUCAACUUGGUGUACGAAGUGGCGCCCGACUGCCCCGACCCGCUCAUUGGCGACGCGCUGCGUCUGAAGCAAAUCAUCACGAACCUCAUCGGCAAUGCCGUCAAGUUUACCGAGAGCGGCGGACGCGUGGCGCUGCGCUGCAAGGUCAACUGGAGCGACGCAGAAAUGACCAUGCUCGAGUUCUGCGCGUCGGACUCGGGUAUCGGCAUUAAGCAAGACAAGCUCGACAUGAUCUUUGACACCUUCUGCCAGGCGGACGGCUCCACCACGCGCAAGUACGGCGGUACAGGUCUGGGUCUAUCGAUUUCUCGCCGCCUCGUUAACUUGAUGGGUGGUGACAUGUGGGUGCGCAGCCACUUUGGCAAGGGCUCCGACUUCUUUUUCACAAUGCUAGUCAAGCGCGACAAGUUCUCAAAGGAGCAGCUGUUCGACCGGAUGCGUCCGUACCUUGGCCGGCAUGUUUUCUUUUUGGAUACGGUGCGCGACGAGAGUGGUGUUGCGCAGAUGCUCUCGCGGCUGGGCCUGCGUCCGAUCCUCUUCCAUACGAUCGACGAGGCGCUGGCGCGGUCGCAGUCAACGUCGCGCAUCGAUGCGAUUGUCACCGACUCGCUUGCGGUCGUGUCUCAGCUGCGUGCGUCUGAGCAGCUGCGCUACAUUCCCAUUAACCUAGUCACGCCACAUGUCUUAUCGCUGAACCUCACCUUCUGUCUGGACUAUGGCAUUUCUUCUUACAUCAAUACACCCCUGUCUCUCGAGGAUCUGUACUAUGCGUUACUCCCCUCCCUCGAGAGUUCAGCUGCGACGCCAAACGAAGGAAACAACGAAAUCAGUUACGACAUCCUGCUUGCUGAGGACAACUUGGUCAACCAGAAGCUCGCCUGUAAGAUUCUCCAAAACCAGGGCCACCAUGUCGACGUCGUCGACAAUGGCGAGCUGGCCGUGUUUGCUGUCCAAAAGCACCGGUACGACGUUAUUCUAAUGGAUGUGAGCAUGCCUGUUAUGGGCGGUAUCGAGGCGACGAUGGCGAUCCGCGACUACGAAGACUCGGCGGGCCUGGCCCGCAUUCCCAUCAUUGCCCUUACCGCCCAUGCUAUGCUGGGCGACAAGGAAAAGUGCCUGCAAGCGGGUAUGAAUGCCUAUGUCAGCAAGCCCAUCCGACGCGUAGAGCUGGUCUCGACGCUCACUUCGCUCCUGUCGCACAAGUCGGGCGAGAGCGCGGAAAGCACAGCGAACGCAUAA
Malassezia japonica is the source of this 4119-nucleotide messenger RNA. Its product is annotated as histidine kinase. Gene Ontology annotation, molecular function: phosphorelay sensor kinase activity. NCBI's taxonomy places the organism in Eukaryota, Fungi, Basidiomycota, Malasseziomycetes, Malasseziales, Malasseziaceae. The record is from RefSeq and is a predicted model, not a curated record. Bases 1 to 4119 code for a protein of 1372 amino acids. The transcript has a single exon. Gene Ontology annotation, cellular component: membrane. Gene Ontology annotation, biological process: phosphorelay signal transduction system; phosphorylation; cellular hyperosmotic response.